Messenger RNA from Rattus norvegicus (Norway rat), 1898 nucleotides. RefSeq names its product ER membrane protein complex subunit 3 (gene Emc3). Gene Ontology annotation, biological process: tail-anchored membrane protein insertion into ER membrane; protein insertion into ER membrane by stop-transfer membrane-anchor sequence. Bases 112 to 897 code for a protein of 261 amino acids. Gene Ontology annotation, molecular function: membrane insertase activity. The record is from RefSeq and is marked provisional. The transcript has 8 exons. Gene Ontology annotation, cellular component: membrane; EMC complex; endoplasmic reticulum membrane. Lineage: Eukaryota; Metazoa; Chordata; Mammalia; Rodentia; Muridae.
CUAAGCUGCCCCAGAUUCCACACCAGCUUGACUGAGGGGCGGGUGAAGGCCCCGAUCCAAAAUCCGGGAGGAACGCAACACCUCCCAACCCGCAGCCAACUUUCAGCGAAGAUGGCGGGGCCCGAGCUGCUGCUUGACUCUAACAUCCGCCUCUGGGUGGUCCUGCCCAUCGUUAUAAUCACCUUCUUCGUGGGCAUGAUCCGCCACUACGUGUCAAUCCUACUGCAGAGCGAUAAGAAGCUCACCCAGGAACAAGUGUCGGACAGUCAGGUCCUAAUUCGAAGCAGAGUCCUCAGAGAAAAUGGAAAAUACAUUCCCAAGCAGUCUUUCUUAACACGGAAAUAUUACUUCAACAACCCAGAGGAUGGAUUUUUCAAAAAAACCAAAAGGAAGGUUGUGCCACCUUCACCUAUGACAGACCCCACCAUGCUCACAGACAUGAUGAAAGGGAACGUCACCAAUGUCCUCCCAAUGAUCCUUAUCGGCGGAUGGAUCAACAUGACAUUCUCAGGCUUUGUCACAACUAAGGUCCCGUUUCCACUGACGCUUCGCUUCAAGCCUAUGCUUCAGCAGGGAAUAGAGCUGCUCACACUAGACGCGUCCUGGGUGAGUUCUGCAUCCUGGUAUUUCCUCAAUGUGUUUGGACUCCGGAGCAUUUAUUCUCUAAUCCUGGGCCAAGACAAUGCUGCUGACCAGUCACGAAUGAUGCAGGAGCAGAUGACAGGAGCAGCAAUGGCCAUGCCUGCGGACACCAACAAAGCUUUCAAGACAGAGUGGGAAGCUUUGGAACUGACAGAUCACCAGUGGGCGCUCGAUGAUGUGGAAGAAGAACUCAUGGCCAGAGACCUCCACUUUGAAGGCAUGUUCAAAAAGGAGCUGCAGACGUCCAUAUUCUAACCGCACGGGGGUCAGCUGUGUCCGGAACUUGCAGUAGCACUUACCCUUGUAACUUCCGUGGAGCUGGAGCCUCUGAGAAUGAAAAGGAGGGGCUGGCAGGUGCAGCGAGGCUCGUUCUUGUCUGAGCUGGGGCCCCCUUUAUGUUGGACACUUAGGAAAAGGAGUUGCGGGUGACUGCGGUCUUAGAGUUUGUGAUUGUUCCUUCAGGUGGACGUCAGAGAAAGGGGAGACCCCAUGCUACUGAGAAUAUCUCAACCCUUAGCAGAACCUCCGUGCUCAGAAAGAGCAUGUCAGUUAUAGCAGUCACGAUGUCGGUCAGCCUGACUUCCAGCCACAGUAAACUCCUGUUUUCUUAGGAUCCAAACACACCCUGCAUUUUACCUUUAAUUUCUUGUUUGUAUUUUUUAACUUUCUUUACAUGCGUAAUAUACAUUUUCUCUACCACAAUUUAGAAACUAUGGCUGAGCAGCAUAGAGCUCCCUGCAGUGUUCACUUGAGCCUACAGAAUGACGCAGAGAGCCAGUGUGGCCCAACAUUGCUGAAAUAAACUCUUUAUAGAGUGGAUCCCCAGGGCCGGGGCAGACUCAGCAAACUUUUCAUAUCUCUUCAUAUUUAGUCCAGUGAAAACAGGUGGCCCUGAGGCACAGCCAGACUCUCAAGUGCCUUUGGGCUCAUCAGAGACAGGUUACAUAAUACAAGUUCUUGAUUGGAACUUGAGAAAAUAUCAACUCUAUUGGCCAGUCAAUGGUGCUGUACUGUAAAUGGCUACUCAUUUGAACGAAUGACCUCAUCCCAGUUCCUCUGGGCAGGAAAGAACUUACCACUGUUGGCAAGAAGGCAGUUUCUGUUGGAUAUAUAGAUCAAGGUGCCCAGGAGUCCUCUGACCAGGGAAGUGACAGGGUGCCAUUUCUGUACCAAGAGGUGGGUGUGACUGCAUGUUAAGCACUGUAGCCAAGAACAAGCGACUCUUGACUCUUAAUUAAACAGCCCUGUUUUCUCUU